This is a messenger RNA of Pogoniulus pusillus (Red-fronted tinkerbird), 2733 nucleotides long. It is a transcript of the gene ARHGAP36, whose product is annotated as Rho GTPase activating protein 36. The record is from RefSeq and is a predicted model, not a curated record. Gene Ontology annotation, biological process: signal transduction. NCBI's taxonomy places the organism in Eukaryota, Metazoa, Chordata, Aves, Piciformes, Lybiidae. The coding region runs from base 730 to 2124 and encodes 464 amino acids. The transcript is spliced from 12 exons.
AGAAUGCCCCUUCCAGGUGCCAUCUGCUGCAACAGCUUGUGCUGGGUGUCCUGGUUACUGGUCAGAAAUCUUCCUAGGGUGCUGGUGGAGUUCUUGUCCUUGGAGGGGUUUCAAAGCCACGGAGCUGUGGUGCUGAGGGCCAUGGUUUAGUGGUGACCUGGCAGUGCUGGGGCAAUGGUUGGACUCCAUGAGCUCAGAGGUCUUUCCUGCCCCAGAGGAUUCCAUGGUUGUGUGGUUCCAUAAGAUGGGCUAAGAAUGAUCCAUUCCUGGCCGAGGCACCAACACCAGCAGGCGUGGGAAGAGCCAUUCCUUCCCAUCUGACCCUGCCCUCUCGCUCUCCACACAAGGAUGUUUCUGGUUCUCGUUUCUCUUGGCAGAGGAUCCACAUUCUCGGUCCCCUUCUCCUCCCCUCGGCCGCCUUUGGCCGCAGUCUCCUCCCCGUCCCUUCUCGGCUGGCCAGAGGCGGGCACAGGGAUCUGCUGCUGCCCCAUCCGCAGCCCUGCAGGCAGGCACCGCUUUGGACACCAUCACCCGGCAGGAGCAGAAGCGAGCCCAGGCUGCUGCUGGCAGGAGGCAGGCGGGCAGGGCAGCCUCAUCCUCGUGACUGCUCUGGGACCUUGCCUGUGGCCCAGGCAGGAGCUGUGGACGUGGACUCUGCCCGGAGCUGGGACCUCCUCCUACAGAAAGAGGACAUUCACCCGGGCUCUUCUGCCAGGAUAAAGCCCCAGGAUGCAGCCCAUGGCCCUGCACAGCCUUUCAGAGCUGGAAAGAGCCAGCCUGCAGGAGAUUGCCCUCUACAAGCUGCAGGAGAAGCUGCUGGUUGGAGACCUCAGCCUGGCCGAAGUUGGACCUAAAGGCAGCAAAUCCAUCCGCCAGAAGCUGGAGAGCUUCUCAAGGGAGAAGAAAGACUGCUCUCCUCAGACCUUUGGCAUCCCUCUCCACCAAGUCAUCGCCAACGACCGCACCUACCGGCAGCUGCAGGAGGCGGUGAGGAGCAGCCGCCGGCUCUGCCUCGAGGUGGAAGCCACCGUGACCAGGUUUCGGGCUCAGAGGCAGAAGAAGUCCCCAGUGGGCAGGAGCUGUGGCCUGGUCCCUUGUGGGGACUUCCCAGAGGAGCCACUGUCCCCAGUCCUGCCUGACAGCAGCUCCUGGAGCCAGAGAAGGGGCGCAAUGUCUGUGGACUCCAUCACUGACCUGAGUGACAACACUUCCAAGCUGCUGGAAGCACUCCAGUUGUCCCACCCUCACGAGCUGGAUCCACGGAGAAGCCUGGGCAAGAAGAAGAUGCUGAGCCUCAACCCCAUCAGCUGGCAGGUCCCACAGAUCGUGGACAGAUGCUGCAAGCACAUCGAGACCCAUGGUCUCCAAACAGAGGGCAUCUUCAGGGUUGGGAGCUCCAAGAAAAGAGUCCAGCAGCUGAGGGAAGAGUUUGACCAAGGGCUGGAUGUUUUCUUGGAUGAACAUCAAAGUGUCCAUGAUGUGGCUGCCCUGCUGAAGGAGUUUCUCCGGGACAUGCCAGACCCCCUGAUUCCCAGAGAGCUCUACAGCCCCUUCCUCAGCACAGCCUCCAUGGAGGGCCCAGCACAGCUGGCCACCCUCCAGCUGCUGCUCUUCCUGCUGCCCCCCUGCCACAGCGACACCCUGCACCGCCUCUUGAGCUUCCUCAGCCAGGUGGCCCAGCAUGCCCAGAGCUCCCAGGGCCCUGAUGGACAGGAGAUUCCUGGGAACAAAAUGACAGCUUCAAACUUGGCCACAGUCUUUGGUCCCAACAUCCUUCAGAAGGAGAAGCCUGGGGAAAAAGAUGCUGUUGCCAUGAACUUUGAAGACAGUGCUGCCAUCAUACUGGUGCUCCAGAGGCUGAUUGAGCACCACCAGGCCUUGUUCAUGGUCUCUCCAGAGAUGCAGCUGGACAUCCUAAAGAGGCUCUUCCAGACAGACCCCGAUGUCAUCGACUACCUCCUGCGCAGGAAGUUCAGCGCCACACUGAGCACACAGGGUGAGGACUCGGCAGAAGACCACGCUCCAGCCCCACCACCUGCUCUGACCCACGCCCUGGAGAGAAGCUCAGUCUCAUCAGACUUGUACAACAAGGUCUCCUUCCUAAACCUGGACAUUGAGAUCUAGCAAGCCUGGGGCAUGCCCUCAGCCCUGGCCCUGUGGGCGCAGCCAGGCAGCCCUUCCCCAGCAAUAACAAGUCUCCCGCCUUGGAGGAGCGGCAGGAGUAUGGUGAACGUCUGUGGGAGCAUCUUUGCUGAGCUGUUCUGACUUGUUCGGGUUGUUCUGCUGCUGUCAGAUCCGCAGCAGAAGCGUCUGCAGGUGGCAGCAGAAAGAUCUUCUGCUGCCGCUUAGUGGGGUCCUUUUUGACUCAAGGAGAGUGUGGCCAGCAGGUUGAGGGAGGUUCUCCUCCUCCCUCUACUCUGCCCUAGCGAGACCACAUCUGCAGUUCUGGGUCCAGUUCUGGGCUCCUCAGUUCAAAAGAGACAGGGAACUACCAGAGAGAGCCCAGUGGAGGCUGCAAAGGUGCUGAGGGGCCUGGGGCAUCUCUGUGAGAAGCAAAGGCUGAGAGCCCUGGGGCUGCUGAGCCUGGAGAAGAGCAGCCUGAGAGGGGAUCUGCUCAGUGCUCAGCAAGAGCUAAAGGGUGGGGGACAAGAGGAUGGGGCCAGACUGAGGGUUCUCAAUGUCAGUUUUCCUUGAGUUCAUGCUCUGUGAAUAGAAGUUCUAGAGGAUUUUGGA